This is a messenger RNA of Pochonia chlamydosporia 170, 3687 nucleotides long. Its product is annotated as chitin synthase D. Lineage: Eukaryota; Fungi; Ascomycota; Sordariomycetes; Hypocreales; Clavicipitaceae. The record is from RefSeq and is a predicted model, not a curated record. Gene Ontology annotation, cellular component: cell periphery; cell septum. The transcript is spliced from 2 exons. The coding region runs from base 1 to 3687 and encodes 1228 amino acids. Gene Ontology annotation, molecular function: chitin synthase activity.
AUGUCACUCCCGGAGCGACCGGGCGGCAGUCCGGUCUACGAACAUCGCAAUGUCUACCGAAACUCGCCUUCACGACGCCCUCGCCCUAAUGAUAUAGAGACUGGCUUUCAACCUGUGCCAAGAGCAGGACAUGAACGUGGGAAAUCCGUAUCCUCUUACGCCGAGACUAUUUCCAACCCUAAUGUCAAUACAGAGACGCUCCCUCUGUCACCGACGAAUCCUGCGGCCUCCCCCCCGCCGCACAGCCCCGACCAACCUUUUACGCGCAAAAGGAGUCUGAUUCGGCCGGAGCGAAAUAGGAUCGGAAAGGAUCACAGAAACUACCACUACCACAGGCAUGCCGCCAAUAUGGAGACCAUGCCCUCGUCCACGGGCAACGAUCCCAUCUUGGAGAAUGUCGACGGCUCUACCGAACAAUCGGGUGGCUCGCAAACCCACGGCAGCUUCGCAGAUAGCUCUCCAUCUCGACAUCACCGGAGUCGGAAGACGAGUGGUGGUGACCAGGAGAAGGGUAAUGCUCACGUUAAAUCACAUCCUCAUCGCAGCAAGUCUGGCAAAAUUACCAAGGAAAGUAGGCACAGCAAGCACGGCAAGUCGCGCAAGAACCCUGCCAUGGCCGAGCAGAUUAGACCUCCGAGUGCUUGGAACGUUUACUGCGCCAUUGUCACCUUCUGGUGCCCAGACUUCAUGUUGAAGUGCUGCGGAAAACCUACAAAGGCUCAGCGCCGAGCCUGGAGAGAGAAGAUGGGCCUGAUAAGUAUCAUUCUUGUCAUCAUGGCCAUUGUUGGUUUCCUCACCUUUGGAUUCACCGCUACCGUGUGCAGUGCUCCUCCCGAGAGAUUGAGAGUCAACAAGGUAACUGGCGGCUACAUGAUCUUUCACGGUGUUGCGUAUGACUUGUCAAGCUCCCAUCAUCCUCCCGCUGAAGGCAUUCCCCUCCGACAAGAUCGUACGGGUGCCAACGUUUUGUUCGACUUGCCCGAGAAACACGCAGGUCAGGAUGGCAGCUUUCUCUUCCAAAACGUCAAUGGCCACUGCAAGGGACUCAUCAACAAGGCACCAAACUCGGAUGUGCCUACCAACAACAACGGCGAGUUGGCCUGGUACUAUCCCUGCACAACCUUCAACCAGGAUGGUUCGACACGCCCCAAUUUCACCAACCCGUAUUAUCUGGGCUAUGCCUGUCACACUAGUUCGAAUGCUCGAAAUGCCUUUUAUCUUGGUCUGAAGGGAGCAGCCGAUGUCUACUUCACCUGGGAUGACAUUCGCAACAGCUCUCGCAAUUUGAUUGUCUACUCUGGCAGUGUGCUCGAUCUCAAUCUGCUUAACUGGUUCAACGAGACGGAGAUUACGGUCCCCGAUCGCUUCAAAAUUUUGCGAGACCAGGACAGCGCAGUCAACAGGGCUAUUCGAGGACGUGACGUAACGCGCAUGUUCCAGUCUUCUGGCGACAAGCAGGUUGCUCAGUGUCUUGAAGAAAUCACCCGAGUUGGAUUUGUCGAUACGGAGACUGUCGGCUGUAUAGCGUCCAAGGUCGUACUUUACUGCGCUCUUAUCCUGAUUCUUUCUGUUGUCGGAACGCGUUUUGUUCUGGCCUUGAUUUUCCAGUGGUUUAUCAGCCGCAAAUACGCAGCCUCAAAGACGUCGCAAACCUCGGACCGUAGAAAGCGUGCCAAGCAGAUUGAGGACUGGUCCGAGGACAUUUAUCGCGCUCCUCCUCGACUGCCAGGCGAUGUUGGUAGCUCUGCCAUGGGUUCCGACCGAACCAGCAAGCGAGGCUCGUCUUUCUUACCAACCACCUCGCGAUUCUCUGCAGUCUACGGAUCCGACCAACCUACCAGAGCCAGACGGCAGCCUACAACCAUGGCCAGCCAAGGUCCCGGCAGCUCUCUGCUCAACCCUAAUUCCAUUUAUAGACAAGCCAACGAUAGCCGUGCCAGCUUCCUGCGCUCCGACCCUUACUCCAGUGCUGCCAGCCCCUCCGAUGGCCCUGGCCCUGCAGGUUUUAUUCACGAUGCUGUCGUGCCUCAGCCACCGUCUGACUGGAUGCCAUUUGGUUUCCCCCUUGCUCACACUAUGUGCUUGGUUACUGCUUACUCGGAAGGCGCCGAGGGUAUCCGCACCACUCUCGACUCUAUUGCCAUGACCGACUACCCCAACAGCCACAAGGCUAUCGUUGUUAUUUGCGACGGUAUUAUUAAGGGUAAGGGCGAGGCGGUCUCUACCCCGGACGUCUGCUUGGGCAUGAUGAAGGAUCACUCCACGCCCCCAGAGAUGGUUGAGUCAUUCUCCUAUGUGGCUGUUGCCAGCGGGUCGAAGCGCCACAACAUGGCCAAGGUCUACUGCGGAUUCUACGAUUACGGUAAUAAGAGCCGUAUCCCGGUUGACAAGCAGCAGCGUGUGCCCAUGAUGCUCAUUGUCAAAUGCGGUACUCCGGACGAGGCUGACAAGGCCAAGCCUGGUAACCGUGGCAAGCGAGACAGUCAAAUCAUUCUGAUGUCGUUCCUGCAAAAGGUCAUGUUUGACGAGCGAAUGACGGAGCUGGAGUACGAAAUGUUCAAUGGUCUUUGGAAGGUCACGGGAAUCUCACCCGAUUACUACGAAAUCGUCCUCAUGGUUGACGCCGACACCAAGGUAUUCCCCGACAGUUUGACGCACAUGGUGUCUGCCAUGGUCAAAGACCCCGAGAUCAUGGGCUUGUGUGGUGAGACCAAGAUUGCCAACAAGCGAGACAGCUGGGUCACUGCCAUUCAGGUGUUUGAGUACUUCAUUUCCCACCACUUGGCCAAGUCGUUUGAGUCAGUCUUUGGUGGUGUUACGUGUUUGCCUGGUUGCUUCUGCAUGUACCGUAUCAAGGCGCCCAAGGGCGGUCAGAACUACUGGGUGCCCAUUCUCGCCAAUCCAGACGUUGUGGAGCACUACUCUGAGAAUGUGGUUGAAACGUUGCAUGAGAAGAACUUGUACUUGCUUGGUGAGGAUCGAUACCUGACGACUCUGAUGCUGCGCACGUUCCCAAAGCGAAAGCAGGUGUUUGUGCCUCAAGCUGUGUGCAAGACGACGGUACCCGACAAGUUUAUGGUUCUGCUCUCUCAACGCCGUCGCUGGAUCAACUCGACUGUUCACAACCUUAUGGAGCUUAUUCUGGUUCGAGACUUGUGCGGUACAUUCUGCUUCAGCAUGCAGUUUGUUGUCUUUGUAGAACUUGUGGGCACGCUGGUGCUGCCGGCUGCUAUUGCUUUUACCUUCUAUGUUGUCAUCACCUCCAUUAUACACUCACCACCACAAAUCAUUCCCCUAGUGUUACUUGCCCUCAUCCUCGGUCUACCAGGUCUCCUCAUCCUCGUCACAGCCCACUCAUGGUCCUACGUCGUCUGGAUGUUAAUCUACCUGGUUUCGCUACCCAUCUGGAACUUUGUGCUCCCGACAUAUGCCUUCUGGAAGUUUGACGACUUCUCAUGGGGCGACACGCGUAAGACGGCAGGAGACAAAGUCAAGAAGGGCGGCAUCGAAUACCAGGGCGAAUUCGACAGCAGUAAGAUUACCAUGAAGCGAUGGGCCGAAUUUGAGCGCGAAAAGCGCGCCAAGUCCGCCUACUUUGGGUCACGGGAGAACGUGGUAGGCGGCCAUGGCAGUUGGGCUUUACCGCCUAGUCAUUCUCAAGCGGAUGGUUAUUAUUCUGACGCGUAA